AUGGACGGUCAGCUUCUGCUGGUGCUGCUGUUGCUGCUCGGGGCCUCAAGCCUGUGGGGCCAGGAACCAGGGCCCGGGGGUCCCUUGGAGGAGCCCCUGGAGGAGGAGGUCCUCGAGGAGGAUGGGAUCUUGGUGCUGAGCCAGCGGACCCUAGGCCUGGCCUUGCAGGAGCACCCUGCCCUGCUGGUGGAGUUCUAUGCCCCGUGGUGUGGGCACUGCAAGGCACUGGCCCCUGAGUACAGCAGGGCAGCUGCUCUGCUAGCAGCGGAGUCAGCCAAGGCCCGGCUGGCCAAGGUGGAUGUGCCUGCAGAGCCGGAGCUGGCCGAGGAGUUUGCUGUGACAGAAUACCCCACGCUCAAGUUCUUCCGAGAUGGGAACCGAAUACACCCAGAGGAAUACACUGGUCCCCUGGACGCGGAGGGUAUCGCUGAGUGGCUGAGGCGGCGGGUGGGCUCCAGUGCCACUCAGCUAGAGGAUGAGGAGGGUGCCCAGGCGCUGAUCGAUGCCAGGGAUGUGGUGGUGGUGGGCUUCUUCCAGGACCUGAAGGACAAAGAUGUGGCUAUCUUCCUGGCCGUGGCCCAGGAUGCCCUGGACAUGACCUUUGGCCUCACUGACCGGCCACAGCUCUUUCAGAAAUUUGGCCUCACCAAGGACACUGUGGUCGUCUUCAAGAAGUUUGACGAGGGACGGGCAGACUUCCCAGUGGACAAGGAGCUGGGCCUGGACCAGGGGGAGCUGUCCCGCUUCCUCCUCACGCAUAGUAUGCAUCUGGUUACGGAGUUCAACAGCCAGACGUCCCCUAAGAUCUUUGCGGCCAAGAUCCUUAACCACCUGCUGCUGUUCGUCAACCAGACGCUGGCUCCCCACCGGGAGCUGCUGGCAGGCUUCCAGGAGGCUGCUCCCCCCUUCCGGGGGCAGGUGCUGUUUGUGGUGGUGGACGUGGGUGCCGACAACGACCAUGUGCUGCAAUACUUUGGCCUCAAGGCUGAGGAGGCCCCCACCCUGCGCUUCAUCAACAUAGAGACCACCAAGAAGUAUGCACUUGUGGACCGAGGUCCAGUCACUGCAACCUCAGUUGCGGCCUUCUGUCAUGCAGUCCUGGGAGGGGAGGUCAAGCCCUAUCACUUGAGCCAAGAGGUGCCCCCUGACUGGGACCAACGGCCAGUCAAGACUCUCGUGGGCAAGAAUUUCGAGCAGGUGGCCUUUGAUGAAACCAAGAACGUGUUUGUCAUGUUCUAUGCCCCAUGGUGUGCCCACUGCAAGGAGAUGGCCCCAGCCUGGGAGGCCCUGGCCGAGAAGUACAAGGACCACGAGGACAUCAUCAUCGCCGAGCUGGACGCAACGGCCAAUGAACUGGAGGCCUUCCCUGUGCAAGGCUUCCCCACCCUCAAGUACUUCCCAGCAGGGCCCGGUCGGAAGGUGAUUGAAUACAAAAGCACGAGGGACCUGGAGACCUUCUCCAAGUUUCUGGACAACGGGGGCGAGCUGCCUGCAGAGGAGCCCAAGGAAGUGCCUGGUGCCCCCUUCCCGGAGACACCAGAAAAUUCUACCUUGGAGCCCAAAGACGAGCUAUAGCUGCUGCUACUGUCAGUGUUCCCUGGGCACUGUGUUCUCUGGUGCCUGUGGAAGCUGUGGGCUGUGAAUAAAGAGC
Molecule: messenger RNA, 1651 nt
Organism: Camelus dromedarius (Arabian camel)
Lineage: Eukaryota; Metazoa; Chordata; Mammalia; Artiodactyla; Camelidae
Gene: PDIA2
Product: protein disulfide isomerase family A member 2
Exons: 11
Coding region: 1-1575 (524 amino acids)
Biological process (GO): protein folding; response to endoplasmic reticulum stress
Cellular component (GO): endoplasmic reticulum
Molecular function (GO): protein disulfide isomerase activity
Source: RefSeq, a predicted model, not a curated record